Molecule: messenger RNA, 420 nt
Organism: Callorhinchus milii (elephant shark)
Lineage: Eukaryota; Metazoa; Chordata; Chondrichthyes; Chimaeriformes; Callorhinchidae
Gene: fgf8a
Product: fibroblast growth factor 8a
Exons: 3
Coding region: 1-420 (139 amino acids)
Biological process (GO): positive regulation of gene expression; limb morphogenesis; regulation of cell migration
Cellular component (GO): cytoplasm
Molecular function (GO): type 2 fibroblast growth factor receptor binding; type 1 fibroblast growth factor receptor binding; growth factor activity
Source: RefSeq, a predicted model, not a curated record
AUGGUCUCCUGUCUGGUGCUGUACAGCUCAUCCAAACUGAUCGUAGAGACGGACACGUUCGGGAGCCGCGUCCGCAUCAAAGGGGCAGAGUCCGGGUUUUACAUCUGUAUGAACAAGAGGGGGAAACUCAUCGGGAAGCAGAGUGGUCGGAGUCGGGACUGUGUGUUCACGGAAAUUGUGCUGGAGAACAACUACACUGCCCUGCAGAACGCGCGCUACAAGGGCUGGUUCAUGGCCUUCACCAGGAAGGGGAGGCCGCGGAGGGGAUCCCGCACACGGCAGCACCAGCGAGAGGUGCACUUCAUGAAGCGGCUCCCGAGGGGCCAGGUGUCGGGGCCCGAGUCACACCGGCACUUUGAGUUCAUUAAUUCACCUUUCUCCAGUCGCUCCAAACGCACCCGUCACUCCCGCCCCCGGUAA